Molecule: messenger RNA, 1671 nt
Organism: Effrenium voratum
Lineage: Eukaryota; Dinophyceae; Suessiales; Symbiodiniaceae
Source: the annotation of a GenBank genome assembly
AGCCAGUUUCCAGUUAGAGGAACUUGCCCAUUUUUUUCGUCGCCGUUGCGGACGGCGAGAUCCAUUUGUGUGCGGGAGAUGACAAUGACAGAUUGCCCGAACAUGGCCGAAAUGCAGCCGUUCCCGCAGCAGGUCCUUGUCGGUAUACUGGUGCCCGCAGGUCAGGUCCCGGCGAUGAACUUCCCGGCGCAGAACUUCCAGGCGAUGGCGGCCCCUGCCUUUUAUGCCAAGCCUGAAUACCUCUACGUGCCGCAACAAUUGCCGGUGCCCAUGCAGGAGAGCAGCAGCCAUGACAGCUUGCAGGUGACACCUCGCAGCCCAGUAAGGCAGUACUCCCCGGAGACGGCGGACACCGCAGACACGGCCGAGCGCCCGCGUCUCAGCACCUCCGCGGCCCGGCGCAUGCGCCGGAAGCGCGCGGCGGAGCGCGCGGCCUUAGCGCUGGAGCAGCAGCGGGCGGAGCGGGCGCCCAACCCGAAGGUGCGGAGUGACUCCAUCAGCUCGAUCUUGGAGCAGAGCGAGAGGCUUCGGCAGCAGUUGGCCAGCGGAAUCGCUGACGAAGUUCAGGAAGCACUGGCCACGGUCCAGGGCCACGUUUGGCAGUUGUCCCAGCAUGCCACAGGAUGCCGACUGGUACAGCUCGCCUUGGACACCCACAUGGCCCCGCUGCUGGCGCGGGAGUUGCACGGCCACGUGCAGGAAGCUGCGGUGUCCCCGCACGCCAACUACGUCGUGCAGAAGGUGGUGAGCUCCCUGACCUUCGCCGCCUCCAGCUUCGUGGCCCGGGAGCUGCUGGGCUCCUGUGCUCGCCUGGCCAGGCACCGCUACGCCUGCCGCAUUUUCUGCCGCCUCUUGGAGUUCUGCGGUCAGCGUGACCUCACGCUCCAGCUCAUCGAUGAGCUUUUGGAGGAAUGCGAGGACCUUUGCCGCCACAACUUCGGGCACCACGUGGUGCAGAGCGUGCUGGAGCACGGCCACGAGAGGCACCGCAAGGUGGUGGCGGAUGUUCUGAAGUCUGACCUGCUCAGCUUCGCCAAGCACCGGAACGCCAGCUAUUUGGUGGAGAAGGCUUUGACCUAUUGCGCGCCCCAGGAUCAACACGCCUUGCUGGCGCAGCUGGGCCGCACGGAGGUCAUCGUAGACCUGGCGCGGUCCCAAUUCGGGUGCUACGUGGCCAAGAGCCUCUUGCAGGACGAGCGAGUGACGGGCAAAGAAGCGCUUUUCAGGAUUCAGGCCUCGUCCAACGAUUUCCAGAGGACUCGCCACGGUCAGCGCUUGCUGGUGGAGAUGGGCUUGGCAGAGGACCGAGAGUAGAGCCUGGCAGUAUGCGACUGCAGACUGACUCUUCCAGCACUAGAGGCAUGAUUUGCACCUUCUGCAACAUGACAGAUGGACACUCAUUAUGCCUCCGGUUUUAAGCAGAAUGGCAGGAAUUGGUUGCAUGGAGUUUUCUCACGCCACACCGCGGAGUUUUCACCUCAAAAAGGUGGUGUUGCACAGUUUGUUUGCGCCACUCCUCUUUCAAGGCCGGCAUGCUUCCGGGCUUGAGGUUAUUUAUUGCCGGUCUGGCCUUAAUUUCCGAACUUCGGCGCACAGAAGCCUGGAAGCACGCUUCCGCCGGUGGCAUUUUGAGGAACGCCGUAAGCCGAGGUUGCAAAGGAAUUGUCGUUA